Cydia fagiglandana is the source of this 1141-nucleotide messenger RNA. RefSeq names its product GMP reductase 1-like. The record is from RefSeq and is a predicted model, not a curated record. The transcript is spliced from 8 exons. NCBI's taxonomy places the organism in Eukaryota, Metazoa, Arthropoda, Insecta, Lepidoptera, Tortricidae. Gene Ontology annotation, cellular component: GMP reductase complex. The coding region runs from base 81 to 1121 and encodes 346 amino acids. Gene Ontology annotation, molecular function: GMP reductase activity. Gene Ontology annotation, biological process: nucleotide metabolic process.
UCAGUCGAUACCGCGCGCGGGAGGGGACGCGCGUUCGCGGCAAAAUAACUCUUCGCACAAAUAUCGGUUAAACACUCAAUAUGCCCAACAUUAUCAACGAGGUUAAAUUAGAUUUUAAGGAUGUACUCCUCAGACCUAAGCGAAGCACCCUCAGAAGCAGAAACGAUGUGGAUCUCCACCGUGAGAUCACGUUCCGGAACUCCGGACAGACGUACCGGGGAGUCCCGGUCAUGGCCAGCAACAUGGACACCGUCGGGACUUUUGAAAUGGCGAGGGAACUGUCAAAGCACGGCCUCUUCACAUGUAUACACAAAUAUUACUCGAUAGAUGACUGGAAGAAAUUCUCAGAGGAACACACAGAAUGCUUGGAACACAUGGCCGCCAGCUCGGGCACUGCCGAGGCGGACUACAUCCGUCUCACCGAAAUCCUGGACACAAUCAAAGACCUCAAAUUCAUCUGUCUGGACGUCGCCAACGGAUAUUCGCAACAUUUCGUCGAGUAUGUGAGGAAAGUGCGAGCGGCGUACCCGAAACACACCAUUAUUGCCGGCAACGUAGUAACUGGAGAGAUGGUAGAAGAAUUAAUUUUAUCUGGAGCAGAUAUCAUUAAGGUCGGCAUCGGCCCCGGCUCAGUGUGCACCACCCGAAUCAAAACCGGCGUGGGCUACCCGCAACUCUCCGCCGUCAUAGAAUGUGCUGACGCUGCGCAUGGUCUCAAAGGACACAUCAUUUCCGACGGUGGCUGCACCUGCCCCGGCGACGUGGCCAAGGCCUUCGGCGCGGGCGCCGACUUCGUGAUGGCGGGCGGAAUGUUCGCAGGCCACGACCAGUGUGGGGGGGACGUAGUUACCAAGCCUGAUGGGAAGAAGGUGAAGCUGUUCUACGGCAUGGCUUCUGCUACAGCUAUGGAAAAACAUUCGGGGGGCGUCGCAGAUUAUAGGUCCUCUGAAGGUAAAACCGUAGAAGUAUCAUACCGGGGCGACGUCGGCGUCACCGUGAAGGACAUCCUCGGCGGGCUGCGCUCGGCUUGCACGUACGUCGGCGCCGCCAAACUGCGCGAGCUCUCGCGCCGCGCCACCUUCAUACGAUGCAGCCGGCAGGUCAACGACACCUUUUCGUAACUCAGAAGCCCUGGUACUCG